AUGGCGAGUCGGACCGAGCCCAGCGGCUGCUCCGGGCGCGGCGGCGGCGGGGUCCCCGGCAUCCUCCCGCUGCUGCUGCUGCUCGCCGCCGCCGCGCUCGUCCCCAGAGGUGAUGGACAGAACUUGGUUACUGAAGAUGUGACAGUAGUGGAGGGAGAAGUUGCCACCAUCAGUUGUCGAGUCAAAAACAGUGAUGACUCAGUGAUUCAGCUACUGAAUCCCAACAGACAGACGAUUUAUUUCAAAGACUUCAGGCCUUUGAAGGACAGCAGGUUUCAGUUAGUGAAUUUCUCUAACAGUGAACUCAGAGUGUCGUUGACAAAUGUCUCCGUUUCUGAUGAAGGAAGAUACUUCUGCCAGCUCUACACCGAUCCCCCACAGGAAAUUUAUACCACUAUGACGGUGCUUGUCCCACCACGCAAUUUGGUGAUUGAUAUCCAGAAAGACAUUGCCACUGAAGGAGAGGAGAUUGAGUUGAACUGCACUGCCAUGGCCAGCAGACCAGCCACCAAAAUCAGAUGGUUCAAAGGGAACAAGGAGCUAAGGGGCAAAUCUGAAGUGGAGCAAUGGUCUGAUAUGUUCACUGUGACUAGUCAGCUUUUGCUGACCGUGGGGCGCGAGGACGAUGGGGUCCCUGUCAUCUGCCUGGUAGAUCACCCCGCUGUCAAAGACUUACAGACCCAGCGCUACCUAGAAGUAAUAUAUAAGCCUCAAGUGCGGGUUUUACAGAAUUACCCACUGCAAGGUCUAACGAGAGAAGGGGAGCCACUCGAACUGACAUGCACAGCUUUUGGAAAGCCACAGCCUACGGAAGUGAAAUGGUUAAGAGUAGAUGAUGAGAUGCCUCAACACGUUGUAGUGUCGGGUUCAAACCUUCUCAUUAAUAACCUAAACAAAACAGAUAAUGGUACAUACCGCUGUGAGGCUUCAAAUGCGGUGGGGAAAUCAUCUGCGGAUUACAUGCUGUUUGUAUACGAUCCCCCCACAACUAUCCCUCCUCCCACAACAACCACCACCACCACCACCCCUACCACCAUCACAGACACAACGGCGACGACAGAACCGGCAGUUCACGGCUUUACUCGGUUGCCAAAUUCCGCAGAGGAACUGGACUAUGGGGAUCUCUCAGAUUCUCGAGCAGGUGAUGAAGGGUCCAUAAGGGCCGUGGACCAUGCGGUGAUCGGCGGGGUCGUGGCCGUGGUGGUGUUCGCAAUGCUUUGCCUGCUCAUCAUUUUAGGGCGAUACUUUGCAAGACAUAAAGGUACAUACUUCACUCAUGAAGCCAAAGGAGCAGAUGAUGCAGCGGACGCAGACACAGCUAUAAUCAAUGCAGAAGGAGGACAGAACAACUCUGAAGAAAAGAAAGAGUACUUCAUCUAG
Molecule: messenger RNA, 1380 nt
Organism: Emys orbicularis (European pond turtle)
Lineage: Eukaryota; Metazoa; Chordata; Testudines; Emydidae
Gene: CADM1
Product: cell adhesion molecule 1
Exons: 12
Coding region: 1-1380 (459 amino acids)
Biological process (GO): susceptibility to natural killer cell mediated cytotoxicity; cell recognition; detection of stimulus
Cellular component (GO): neuron projection; plasma membrane; synapse
Molecular function (GO): signaling receptor binding
Source: RefSeq, a predicted model, not a curated record